Emiliania huxleyi CCMP1516 is the source of this 1014-nucleotide messenger RNA. RefSeq lists its product as hypothetical. The record is from RefSeq and is a predicted model, not a curated record. The coding region runs from base 1 to 1014 and encodes 337 amino acids. The transcript is spliced from 2 exons. Lineage: Eukaryota; Haptophyta; Isochrysidales; Noelaerhabdaceae.
AUGGUGAAGAAGGCAAGGGCGGCGCAGCACCAUGCCGCCCCCACUGUCCGGCCGCCUCCAAGAGCGAUGGACCCUGAAAAGGAGCUUCAAACAAGAUGGGAAGUGGAGAACGCACGAAGGGAGUUCAGCGAAGGCAGUCUGGUCCCAACGGUUUGCGACGACUUUCUUGGAUGCGCCUCCAGCAGCUCACGGCAGAGCACCCUGAGCACCGCGAGGAGCUGCCUUCAGGCGCACCUUCUCAAGAAUGCACACUCAAAUUUGCACUCUCGCUGCGGCGGGGCGCAGCUCUGGUCUCCGCCAGCCGCGUCGCGUGACAAGCCUGCGGAGAAGGAGCACGCAGAGCCAUACUGCGGCUAUCGUAGUGCUGCAGCGAUCCGAUGGCUGAGUCGUGUGCACAAUGCGAGCAAAGACUGUGAGCGCGUCGUCUUCACCGUCAUCACCGACGCAUACGACGUGCCGAAGCGUGUGCCGGGGUGCUCACAGCUCACAGCGUCUAGUCCCGUGUGCCGCUGCCUCUUUGCUCUCGUGGACCAGCCGACGCACAACAGUUUCUGGUCGGAGAACUCGACCAUGGGUUGGUCGCCGUGGACGCCGCUUCUGGUGCCGCCCAUUUUCGCAGGCCAGCCCAGUGGUACGGCAAGAGCCGCGCAUAUGCUCAAGCUGAGCGCGCAUCGCCUUUUUCCCCUUGCAAAUUCGACCAUGUACAUCGACGGCAAGAUGUCGUUCAAUCAUCCGCCUGCCACUGUAUUUGAUCGCAUCGCAGAAAUCACACCGUUGCCACUGGUGAUGGUGGAGAAUAAUGUUAGGCGCGGUUCGCUCGACUUCCAAUCAGAGUACAUCGAGACGAUAGGUGCGCUCAGGCGCAAGGAGCGCGGCGCGGUGCUUGAGAAAGACCUGGCCGAUCUGGAUCGACAGCGCCAGUUCUACUGCCAACACGAUCAGGCCUGCAAUAAUCAAGCAGGGCGGAUCGACGCGUCCUUCAUUGUGCAGCAGCGGCUGUAUACGAAAAACUAA